This is a messenger RNA of Cyclopterus lumpus (lumpfish), 5257 nucleotides long. RefSeq names its product myosin phosphatase Rho-interacting protein-like. The record is from RefSeq and is a predicted model, not a curated record. The transcript has 23 exons. Gene Ontology annotation, cellular component: actin cytoskeleton. The coding region runs from base 116 to 5056 and encodes 1646 amino acids. Lineage: Eukaryota; Metazoa; Chordata; Actinopteri; Perciformes; Cyclopteridae. Gene Ontology annotation, molecular function: actin filament binding. Gene Ontology annotation, biological process: actin filament organization.
GAGUCAACGGCUCUCCGUUUGAGUGUUUGACAGAUGUUCAACGGCUCCAUCCAAAGCCGAGUACCGGAGGAGGGAGAGCCGUGUUGGGAUUAACUCCCCGGCAGAGGACCCAAACAUGUCGGGGGAAAAGGCCACGAGUCCCUGUAACAAGUUCCAAGCCAACAUUUUUAAUAAAAGUAAAUGUCAAAACUGCUUCAAGUCGCGCGAGCUGCAUCUGUUGACCGACAAUGGCAUGGAGCAGGCCAAACCCCUGUAUGGAGGCUGGCUGUGUUUGGCUCCUGAGGGGACAGAUUUUGACAACCCCAUGCAGAAGUCAAGGAAAUGGCAGCGGCGCUUCUUCAUCCUGUACGAAGACGGCAGCCUGAGCUUCGCCCUGGAUGAACUGACGAGCACUUUGCCACAGGGGACGGUGAACUUGAAUCUGUGUACGGACGUCGCGGAUGCGGAGCCCAAGACGGGCCAGAGAAAUGCACUCUGCAUCGUCACGCCGGAGCAGGAAAUAUUCAUCCGCGGGGACAAUAAGGAGAUCAUUAAUGGGUGGACCGAACAGCUCGCCGUCUACCUACGGACUAACAAGCAGAAUCAGAAGAAGAAACGCAAAGUGGAACUUGUUGCCACCCAGGAACCAAGUCCAGCAAAAAUGGCGGCAACCGAUCCAAGUUUUCCUUCCUCGGGGAACGCUCCGGAGUCCGGCUGCGGUCGGGGGCAGGAAGACCCUCAGCAGGGCAGUGGACCGGGUGAAACCCCCAUGUGGACUGUCCUGGACUCAGACCCCCGGGGCCUGGACAAGAAGACCCCUGCAGGCAACACAUCCAGCUACCUGAGCCCCGUCUCCUUGGAUCUCGUGACCAGUGGAAACACAGAGUGCGCCAGUAGAAACCAGUCAAACAACAACCCAACGGCAAACAACCAGAACCAGAGCCAGGACACAAGCCGCGGCAGUCCAACAGAGAGGCUUCUGGGAUGGGAGGCCACCGAGAACGAAGAAGAAGGAACAGCUGUUUCCAGGACGGGCCGGAGUGAAGCUCGCACCAACAAGCGAGAGAAGCUCCAGUCGCCCGGCGACUUCGCCCGGCUCGCCGCACCCCCACCCCAGAGGAGAGCCAAGUCUCUGGACCGCAGGACGUCCGACACCGUCAUGACGCCAGAUUUAUUAAACUUCAAAAAAGGCUGGAUGGUCAAACUGGAAGAAAAUGAGCAGUGGAAGAAGUAUUGGUUUGUGCUGUCGAUGGACAGUCUGAGGUGCUACAAGGACUCAGUCGCCGAGGAGGCUUCAGAUCUCAACGGAGAAAUCGACCUGACGAGGUGUUACAGCGUGUCUGAGUAUCUGGUGCAGAGGAACUACGGCUUCCAGAUCCACACCCCGAAGGGCGUGUUCACGUUGUCGGCGAUGACUUCGGGGAUCCGCAGGAACUGGAUCCAGGCUCUGAUGAAGAACGUGCGUCCAGCCAAGGCCCCGGAUGUGGCCAGUCUCCCUGGCCCGGCUGAAGCUCUCCCCAAACCCGACGUGACUCAGGACUCGGCUGACGACCCUCACCCCAAACGCAGGAGCGUGAUGGAGAGACGGCGUGAGGGACGCUACAAAACCUUCGACUGGGCCGAGUUCAGGCCGCAGAACAAACGCUCUCUGGAUCCCCAGAGGACUAAAGCCCUGUGCUCGCUGGAGUUCGGGGAGCUGGAGAGGAGGAAGAGGAGGGAGGACAGGAGGAGGAGGUACGAGAGCAUGCUGGGCUCCCCUCUGGGCUGGGAGGCGAUCGGAGGCACAACGUCAGGCGUCAGAGCACUGAGUCCCAAGUCCCAGCAGAAAGUGGACGAAGAGAUCGAGGAGUGCUGGAAGCAGGUGGAGAAGACGGUGUUCAGGCUGGAGAGAAACGUGCCGCUGAUCGCCGACGCCAAAGACUCCGUGGAGGCGGAGAGGCUGCUGGACGGCUACAGGAACGGGGUGGAGGAUCUGAAGGCUCAGCUGGCCGAGUCUGAGCGCCACCGACUGGAUCUGGAGGCUCAGCUGAGUUCAGCAGGACUUUACACGCAGCAGCCGGACCCGCCUCGACCUUCCGAAGCAGAUUUCCGCCCGUCGGACGCGAAUGACAAGCCGGCGAACGGCAGCGCGCAGACGCCGGAGGACGCGGGCGAAGAAACCAGAGAGCUUCUUUUAGAACAGCAGAACCGCAUCAACGCGCAGGAGCCGCUCGGCCUCGCGUCGCCUCCACUGACGCCGCAGACGCCCGGCAUCUGGCUGCACGACGCCGAGGGCGGCUUCCAGGCGUUGGGGGAUCUGCUUCCCGGGACAGAAGACGCACCUUUAUUAUUAUCACCGUCUGCGUCAGAGAUCUUGUUUCCUCAGAGCGACGGACAAACCGUAGAUUUGAAGCAAGUUCCCGGCUCGGGGACACAAAUGAGUAACGGUGACUUUGGUUCAUUAAUCCCGGAGACGCCUUCGGAGGGCGACGACGACGACUCGCUCGGCGGCUGCGUUGAGCUUCAUCUACGUCCAGACCGGGCGAUGGUGGGGAGGCUUUCCCAAGAGGUGGAGCUGCUCACGGGCCAGAACGAGGCUCUCAACCGACGCAACCAGGAGAUGCUGAACCAGCUGACGGAGGCAGACCGCGAGAUAGAGAGACUGAAAGCGGAGCUCGGCAGCAGGUACACCGAACCCCGUCACCUCCCCGAGGUGGAACAGCUGGCGCAAACGAGGGUGGAAGAGCUGGAGGGCGAGCUGAGCUCCAGAGACCAGCAGCUCAUGGAGGCCCAGACCAUGAUCGUCUCCCUGGAGGAGAAUCUGAGGGAGAUGGAGGCGCUGCUGCAGCUGAACGCACCGAGAGAAGCGGAAGAAGCGGAGAAUAAGGGAUACCUGCUCCGGUGUUUCGAGGCCACCGAGGCCAAGCUGACGGAGCUGGAGAGGAAGCUCCACCAAUCGGAGCUGGCCUGCGCGGAGCUCGGCGCGCAGAACGCAGCGCUGAGGGAAGCCGAGGAGCGCGGCAGUCAAACGGCCGCGGAGGCGGAGGCCGACAUCAGGAGGCUGAGGGAAGAGUUGGAGGAGGCGAGGCGUAAAGAUGGAGAGAGCAACAGAUGUGUUUCUGGGGAAGAAAGGAUCCGGCAAGUGAUAGAGGGGAUGGUCAUGAGGCUGAAAGCUUUGGAGAGAUUACUGGAGGUGAUAAACAAGUUUGAUUUGGGGUUAAGAAAGGAGGAGGAGGAGGAGAAGACGCCCGCCGUGGAGGGUCAGUUGAGGUGGGAGGAAGAGUUUUGGGGUUUUCUGCUCGACAAGCUGAAGGUCGAUCCGUCCGAGCUCCACGAGGAGAAGCCAGAGGAAGAGCUCCUCAGCGAGGUGACGGAGCGCAUGAUGGCGGAGAAACAGAUGCUGCUCUUGGGGCAUCGGCUGCUCUCUGAGACCUGCGCAGACGAAGGUUUGAAGGAACCGGACGUUAUUUGGAGAAUCGCAAGUGAGACGGAAACCGACGAGAUGGAGGAAAGCAGGAUAUUUGAUUUUGACCACCGGCCGUAUGAGAUGGAAUAUUUCAGAAGCGCCGCGCAGGUGAAGAUCUCCUUGCUGAACCGCCUCGCCUCCUCCGUCGGCGCCUCGGCCCACGACGACCUCCGGCUGACGGCCGACAGGCUCUCCGUCCGGCAUCCCUGGUCCGGUUUCAUUCACUCCGCGGCGACGGAGGCGCUGCACUGCCGCCGCCUGAGCAGGCUGCAGGCCAAAUACGAGCGGCGCCUCGAAGAAACCCAACGGAAACCGCUCGCUCCUCCUUCCGUCUGCAGCGACUGCGUCGCCUUGACGGAAGAAAACCGGGAGCUGAGAGCGACGCUGUCGACCCUCGAAGCGCGGCGGUCGUCGUCGGGCGAUAAGACGAGCAGGUGGAGCCAGACAGAAGAAGCUCAUCGGGACACGAGUGUUCAGGUCGCGGAUAGAAGUGGUGCAGAGGAGGAGGGCGAGAGCCUGGAAGCCCCACUUGGAGGUGAGUUGGUGAUCCAGGAGACGGCAGAUGGAAACACAGAGAAAAGUGACGAGUCCCAAGAGGAGACGGAUGCUUCGGGAGCAGAGGCGGAGCAGCUGAAGGAGCAGCUGAUGGAGCAGCUGAAGGAGCAGCUGGUGGAGCAGCUGGAGGAGCAGCUGAAGGAGCAGCUGAAGGAGCAGGAGGAGCAGCUGGAGGAGCAGCUGAAGGAGCAGCUGGAGGAACAGCUGAAGGAGCAGCUGAAGGAGCAGCUGGCCGUCAGGGCGGAGGAGAUGAAAGAAGAGCUCGAUGGGAGAAUGAGUUCUGUUCAGACGCAACACGAGACGGAGAUGGAGAAGCUGAAGGUCACGUGUGAGCGCGGCUUCGCCUCCAUGGAGGAGUCUCACCUGAAGGUGGUGGAGGAACUGCAGCGUCGACACCAACAGGAAGUGGAGCGCCUCCUGGUGGGAAGAGACGCACUGCUGGAGGAGGAGAGCGCCGCGACUGCAACCGCGCUCCAAGCCAUCACUAACGCCCACCGGCUGGAGCUGGAGAAGGAGGUGCAGAAGAGGUGUCGCUGUCAGGACGGCACGGGAGACGCUCACCUGGAGAACGUCCACAGACAGCACAGGGAGGAGUCGGCGUCGUACCAGCGGGAGCUCGAGGUUUUGUCCCAGCAGUUCUCUCUGAAGUGUCUGGAGAACGGACACCUGGUCCAGGCCCUGGACGCCGAGAGGAAGGCCUUGUGUCAGUGCCAGCAGGAAAACCAAGACCUGAGGACCAGAAACCAGGAGUUGAGCGGUCACCUCGCAGCCGAGAUCACCAGACUCUGUUCUCUGGCGAAGGAGGACGCGCUGCCUCUCAGUCAGGGGAUGGGCGCGUACGAAAUGGAGAUCACCCUGCGAGUGAAGGAGUCUGAGCUUCAGUGUCUGAAGCAGGAGAUCACGUCUCUGAGGGACGACCUGCAGUCGGCGCAGAGGGACAAGAGGAUCGCCACCAAGAAGUGCAAAAGCAUGUACACGGAGCUGAGCAUCACGAGGGCCAAGAUGGACAGAGACACGGACGAGCUGAGGGGAAACCUGAGGCUGGCUCACCGCGCUCUGGACCAGACGUCACCCUGAAAAUGUCCCUUUUUACACAAGCUGCAUUCACUUCACUGUAACACAGAGAACCUUUCCUGUAGUUAUAUACCCACAAGAAGUAUACUUAAAACUAAGAUAGAAUUUAAUAAAUCCGGUUUAAUUCAUUUGGUUUUAUAUAUAUAUAUAUAUAAACAUAUUUAAAACCAAAUAUAUUUAAAACCAAAUGAAUUAUAUCUAUAU